GCAUGAACCAGACCAGAGUAAGCUGUAGGGCAAGAGAAAUGAUAGUGGCACAGUACCCCGUGUACGAGAGUACACGCUGGGGUCCGGGGAAGUUAACAUCUUGAACUAUAUCUGUUAUGCAUUGUCGAAGUGAAUUGACAAUUUACGUGAGCUCUGUGGGUUACGUUUCUACAGAGAUGCACUGCAUGAUCGUUACUCCAGCAGCGUCCUGAAGAAGGUUUCAGAAGAACUUGACAGGGACAUUUGCAUUGAUGGACAUCUAGUGUGUGCCUGCAUCCCAGUGCCUCCAGAAAAGAUGAACUCUGAUGGGUCGGCUCUGCACUGGAUUGGACUGUGGCAAAGAUGUGCGUUGCCAUGGUGAUUAUUCACGCUAAAACACUGGAAAAGAAGGGAGUUGAUGAUGUAACAUCCAAAGAUUCAAACUUUGAGCUGUGUGAGCCAGUGACCAUGAGCCAGGGGGCAGCGAUCUUCUCCUGUGGAAUCAUGGAGUCAAGCAGGUGGUGUGAGAUGGGCAGGAGCUGUGGCAUCCAGCAGCGGCCCGUGGGCUCCAGCCUGGAGAGUCUCUGGGAUGCUCUGCCCGAGAGCUGCCAGGGUCUAACUGCCACCCCCUGGGGCACAGCGGGCACCAUCAGCAACCUCCUCCAGGACCUGAGUCUGAGCGAGAGCAGCCCCGCGCGCACCCCCUCUACUGCCCCGCCAAGCAAACGCCAGUGUCGCUCCCUGUCCUGCUCAGAUGAGCUGGGGGCCGGCUCCCGCUCUCCCUGGCGACCCCAAGGCUCGCGUGUCUGGACGGCAGUGGAGAAGCGCCGUUGUCAUAGCGGCGGCAGCGUGGUUCAGAGGGCCGGGCCUUCUGGCAUGCUCUCCGGGGCCUCAUCAAGCUUCCCCGGGAUGCAGCGCAGCUCCAGCUUCAGCCUGCCCACACGCUCCAACGGCCUGGAGCUGCCAUGUUUUAUCAGCAGCCCCUUUCCCUCCGCCUUCACGGGACUCCUGGCCUCGCCCACCUCCCCGUCCUCUUCCUCCUCCUCCCCCAUCAAGCCACCCUGCCCCCUCUACCUCUCUCAUGAGCAGAUCUGCCUCCCGGAGCCCCAGGGCCUCGCUGAGGCCUGCUCCUCAUCAGACUCCACCCCGGAGUUGGGCCGCCGCGGUGGGCAGGGUGGCCUGGCGCGCAGCCGCUCCCAGCCCUGCGUUCUGAACGACAAGAAGAUUGGAGUGAAGCGCCGCCGGCCAGCCGACACACAUAAGCAGAGGCCCUCUCUAGACCUGGCCAAGAUGACGCAGGUGAGUGUCUAGCUCAAUGCCCUCUUG
Molecule: messenger RNA, 1305 nt
Organism: Clupea harengus (Atlantic herring)
Lineage: Eukaryota; Metazoa; Chordata; Actinopteri; Clupeiformes; Clupeidae
Gene: fam53b
Product: protein FAM53B-like
Exons: 4
Coding region: 343-1290 (315 amino acids)
Biological process (GO): positive regulation of canonical Wnt signaling pathway; protein import into nucleus
Cellular component (GO): nucleus
Source: RefSeq, a predicted model, not a curated record